AACGCUUGACAGUUGACACACUGAGAAGGGGAAAAGAGGCACCCAAACCCUGCCAAACCCCGAGCCCCCCGAGCCCCCAGCAUGGCGUCCCUCCUCCUCCGCCGCCACGCCGCGCACCGAAGCGCCGCCGCCGCCGCCGCCUCAACCCGCCUACUCCGCGCCUUCUCCGCGCUCCCGGCCGUUGAUCCCUCGGCGUCCCCCGCCGCAACCUCUACCCAGGCCGCGCCCACCUCCGCCCGCGCCUCCGUGCUCAACCUCCAGCUCGCCGUCCGCGCCGAGACCGACCCGGCCCGUAUCCACUCCCUCGUCGCCUCCGCGCUCUCCAGCCACGACUUCCCGCGCCUCCACACCUCGCGCCAGCUCUUCUCCCUGGCCGCCUCCCGCCUGACCCGCCUCCGCCGCCCCGACCUCGCCGCCUCGCUCCUCCACAACCUCCUCGCCUCCGCGCCGCCCUCGCCGGGCCUCCUGGCCCGCGCGCUCUCCCUCUUCCCUGGCCCCGACGACGCGCUCCGGGCCUUCUCCUCCUCACCCCCCGCCGCCCGAUCCGAUAUCUCGCUCUCGGCGCUCCUGUCCGCGCUCCUCCGCGCCGGCCGCCUCGAUGACCUCAAGUCCACCUUCGCCUCCGCGGAGUCCUCGCUCGGGGUCGCACCCGACCGCGCCUCCCACAAUGUGCUCCUCCACGCCCUGGUCAAGAACUCUGAGCUCGCUGCUGCCCAGAAGCUGCUCGACGAAAUGGCCAACAAGAAGUUGAAGCACCGCCCGGCCCCAGACAUCAUCUCCUACAACACUGUCCUCGCCGGGUACUCCGCGCAGGACGAUGAUGAGGGAUUUAAUAAUCUUUUGAAGGAGAUCAAUGCUAGGAAGCUGGAGCCAAAUGUUGUCACCUACAACUGCAGGAUACAGUGGUUCGCCAAGAAAGGCGAGACAGUCAAGGGGGAGGAGCUGCUUGAUGUGAUGGAGUCAAAGGAGGUAGCACCGAAUUACCUUACCUACAAUGCUCUCGUGCAGGGGUAUUGCAAGGAGGGGAAUGUCGGGCUAGCGAUGCGGGUGUUCAAGAGGAUGAAGGUCAUGAAGAGGCGCGAGGGGAGGAGUGACUUGGGUGUGUCUGCGCAUUCACAGACAUAUGUGGUGCUGUUUAGGAGCUUGGUGGAGAAAGAGAAGCUUGAUGAUGCAUUGUGGAUUUGUAAGAGCUGCUUUGCGAUGAAGGCAGCACCACCAUUUGAGGCUGUUAAGGGUUUGGUUGAGGGGUUGGUGAAGGCUGGGAGGUCUGCGGAGGCUAGGGAUGUUGUUGCCAAGAUGGAUUUACUUGUGAAAGGUGAUGCUAAGCUUGCUUGGGGGAAGGUUGUUGGUGAAUUGUCUCUUGAAGAGGGAGCACCAAGUUCAAAUCCAUGAUUUGCUAGAGGCAUCUUUGUUACUUCUGAUUGAUUUGUCUUUUGGACCUUGAACGAUGAUGACAACGAUGAAGAUAAGCUUUCAUAUGGGAUCCAGUGUCGUCUUCGAGUUAUCACUAGCUUGUUUUUUUUGAAAGGUCCAUGGUUAGAUCAGGAUGUUAUAGAUGUCUCUCUAAAGCUGAAUGGUAAGAGGUGCCAUUCCAUAAUCCGUUUACUGUAAGAGUUUGCUCUAUUUUUGUGUCUUCUAAUAAUAUUUAAAAUGACGUUGAAGUGGCGAGGAGACCAUUAUAGAUGAUGCAUCUACCAUCUGUCACUGUUACAUGUUUGUUA
Molecule: messenger RNA, 1721 nt
Organism: Setaria italica (foxtail millet)
Lineage: Eukaryota; Viridiplantae; Streptophyta; Magnoliopsida; Poales; Poaceae
Product: pentatricopeptide repeat-containing protein At5g16420, mitochondrial
Exons: 1
Coding region: 82-1392 (436 amino acids)
Molecular function (GO): protein binding
Source: RefSeq, a predicted model, not a curated record